Cylindrotheca closterium is the source of this 384-nucleotide messenger RNA. The record is from the annotation of a GenBank genome assembly. Lineage: Eukaryota; Bacillariophyta; Bacillariophyceae; Bacillariales; Bacillariaceae.
UCAAAGAAAUCGAAUAGUGUGCCUGCGGUCUACGUUGGACUAUUCGAAGAUGGAAGGUCGGCACACCACCUUGACCGAGGAGCGCCAAGUAAUGUCGAAAAAACUAGGGUUUGUUUGGGAUUCUCAUGCCGCGGCAUGGAACGAAAGGUAAGAGCGACUACAACAUUUUCGUCUGGAGCACGGGCCCAGCCGCGUCCCGAAGAGUUACCCGAGGAAUCAGUCGUUCGGUGUAUGGUGAAGUGCCAGAGACAACAGUUUCGUGUAUGGAGCCAAAACAAAAGGUCCAGCAUUACGAGAGAAAGGGUAGAAAGAUUGAGGGACCUCGACUGCGUCUUUAAUCCUAGGUACAAGAAGAGAAGUGAAGAAGCUACGCGAUGGUACUAG